This is a messenger RNA of Ctenopharyngodon idella (grass carp), 2863 nucleotides long. Its product is annotated as transmembrane protein 125. The transcript has 4 exons. NCBI's taxonomy places the organism in Eukaryota, Metazoa, Chordata, Actinopteri, Cypriniformes, Xenocyprididae. The record is from RefSeq and is a predicted model, not a curated record. Bases 1620 to 2291 code for a protein of 223 amino acids.
GAGCAUUUUGUCACGCAGACGGUGCUUGAAACGCGACGCAGCUUGAACAAACAAACAGAAAAUUGUUUGGUGUUUUUAAUUGGCGUCUUUUAACGUCAGACCUUUGGACUAGAAGCUUCUUAUCGCUGCAGGUGUCCCACUGGAGGGGAGCGGCGAGGUCACACACACACUCCCCAGCUGAACUACAAGCUCCGCGAGCAGAGUAGCAAUGAGAGGAGAGACCACUCCUCCGAGCGGAGGGCAAAAGUCCGGGCUGAACGAGCACUGCACCUGCAACGCCAUUCGCGAUGACAACCUGAUAUGGUCGGGAUUACUGAGCGAGACUUACAUUAAACUUGACGUCUCUUUUAGCUGAGCGCGUUUCCCCUCUCAGACAUAUCGUCUGUAUGUUUCUUGCUGUGUAUAUUAGUGGCUGCUGUGGUUCGGGAUGGUGUGCUGCCUGCCAGAGCAUCACAGAUAGUGACCUGUUUCCUCCUGGCCUGGAGAAGGACUCAGAGACUUGCUCCAUUGUUUUUGUCUAGCAACCAGGCAGAGAAGAGUAUGCUAGACAAGGCAUCAGCUGUUGUAUGGUGACCGGAGACAAGACAAGAGCCUGCUUUAUGAACGCUUCUUUUGCAGAUACAUCAGAGACGUGCAGUCAGAGAUACAACAGUGUACCGCUUGACUAGAGAAUGAAUAGUGCGCUUGGCCUGCCACAAUGCUCAGCAUUCACACCUGUCGGGAAAGAUGCCGUUUGCUCUAAAUCUUCAAGAAAACCACCAAGCUUCAAUAGCCAACAGGAACAUGAGCCAAGAAAGAGGAGGAGGAACACUGUCAAGAUGCUACUAAAGCUGAACACCUCUGUCCUGGUUUGUGGAUCACUCAAGCACUGACAGCCAGGGACAUUUUGCCUAUGAAAUAACCUCAGAGAGACCUUGCAGGCAAACUGACUGUGGACUGUUUUUUAAAUUGAGGGCUAAGUUGGACGGCUGUCCAGCCCCAAGGCUGCUACACUGACAGAUCAGCCAUUUAGAAGGUUUUUCCAUCAAUACCAUGUCAGCCUAAAGGAAUCUAAAUAAUAAUAAUUACAAAUGCUUUAAAACUAACAACUGCAUCUUGCACACUUUCAGUUUUCUGGUCGGCCUGGUUAUGUUCAUGCAGGCAGUCUUAUAAAUAUACUCUGGAGUCUGGACUGCACCUGUCAGUGACAUCACAAAACUAAAGAGGAAAACUUCCCAAGGAGCCACUGCAAAUCAAAACCAAAAGUCAGUAUAUUAUUAGAAAUGAUUUAAGUAUAAGCUGAGGUGAAGGACACAAAUAAUAAGCAAGUCCCAACCCUGAGGUGAUCUAGAAUAUUUCCUUGCUGUCCUUUCUCUUUCUGCACUCUGUUGGGGAAAUGACUGAAAGUGAACGCACCAGUGAAUGAUCAACUGCUCUGCCACUACUUUAUACAGUAAUUCUUUAAGAAUGAGCCAUUUCUGUCACAUACACCGCGGGCCCCCCCUCCAUGUCAAGUCGCCAUUAUGCACCAGCAUAUUUCUACAGCAGCCCUAAAUGGACAAAAACUUUGUUAGAAGAACUGUAGCCAGGUGUCCUCUCACGGUUGGGACCAGUCCUGAGCACCAUUAGCAGUGAACAUCAUGUCAGAGCUGGAGGAUUAUUCCCCUCCGAGGGGCCACCCCCAUCCUGACCCUGCUCGCAUCCAGCAGAACCUCCUGGAGGAGCAGGUGGAGCUCUGGUGGUUCAGUGAGCCACGCAAAUCCUUAUUAUGCUACUGCGCUUCAGUGGCCUUGAUCUUAGGCUGCGGCCUGGGCGGCGUAGGCCUCCUUUCCACCACCACCAGCCUUUCCAGCGAGUGGCGGCUGGGCGCUGGAACCACUCUUUGCCUUCUCGCUCUGGCUGUCCUCCUCAAGCAGCUGCUGAGCUCCGCUGUCCAGGACAUGAACUGCGUGCGUAGCAGGCAACAGAUCAACAUGAUAAAAAGUGGCGGUUUAUCUGACGUCCUCAUCAUGUUGAUCACGGGAAUAUCUCUGCUCAUCUCUGGGGCUGUGCUCCUAGACAUGGCCUUGGCCUACCACAUGCCCAAACCCGGCAAGGCACUGAAUGAUAUGUAUAUAUCUGGGUUGGUGAUGCUGGUGGUUGGGAGUUUCACAGUGUUAGCGGUCAGCAUUUAUGCUGCAGCAUCUUUUCUCUUAGAGAGGACAGGGCCUGGACAGAGACGGUGGGAGAGGACAGUGGGGAUCUUCAGCAUUUCAGGCCAGAUGCAGGCAAGGAGAAGAGAGACUGCUUCGAGUCUGGCCCAACUGAUAUAACUGGGACUGCAAAAUAAAUACGCCAUUCUUUCACUGAACAGGAACUAAAAUGCUCUCAAAGAAACGUUGCACCUAUUAAACUAAGGCACAAAUCACAUGUGACAUUUACAAUUGCGUUUCACAAACAAACUGAUUUACAUUUUGGCUCAAGGUUUUAGGCAUUAAAUCUUUGAGGGUAUAAGCACAAACAUUCAUCUUUUACAUGCUUCAUUCCAAUAAAGUACAGUUAAAAGUACUGAAAAAGCACAAAAACAAUCUAAAAUUUGAUCUUUAAUGAAUUGAUUUUAGGUAAAACAUGCUGCUUUCUCUUCAUUGCUAUUGGACAACUACAUUAUGUGUGUGUGUGUCCUUGAUGGCUUUAUUUAUGCGGGCAAAGGUGAGCAUACCAAGCGGUUGUCCAUCUGAGGAUGUCUUUAGUGGCUCUGAUGUGUGUAUGUGUGUGUGCGUGUGUUUGUGUGUGUGAGUGAGUGAAUUGACCAGCUGUGUCAUUUUGCAUGCCUGUGAUUUUACACUACAAUCUGUGCAGGCGAAGCUAUGGAUCAAAUAAAGGAUCAGAAUGUCAAUCUGGAGAA